UUGCCACGUCGGUCUGUUCGCUGUAACGGCUGCACGCGGAACUUCUCGUAACUUUUUGUUUUGCAUUUUAAACCUUUAAAAAGUUGCAGCGCGCGACCGCACACACGCGCGCUACUAAAACAAACUCCAGACGUUUUUAACACAGUCUCGUGGUGUGAAAGAAAGAGAAACAGAUGUCGUUGUCUGAGUGACUGAUGUGCGCGCUCAUGAUUCAUGCGCGUGUCCGGGCUGCAUUUAGCCGAGACGUGAGGACGUGGUGUCUGCGAGCGGCCGGUGUUGUGUUCGGUGUUGGACAUGCCUGGCGGCCGCAGGGGUCCAAGUAGACAGCAGUUGAGCCGCUCUGCGUUGCCGUCCCUGCAGACGCUGAUGGGCGGCGGCGGCCUCAGUAAUGGGACGGGUCUCAGGUGCAGGGGCAUUAAUUCAGUGGGUCUGUCGGCUCCGCCCCUCACGGCCCUUGUCACUCCGGAACCCGUCCGUCAUUCCCGCAUCCCCGAUCUUCCUCUGGACAGUAGCUUGCUGUUUGAGUGUCUGCUCUUCCUCUAUCUGCUAGUGGCGCUGUUUGUUCAGUACAUCAACAUCUACAGGACGGUGUGGUGGUCCUCCAACAGCCACCCCACAGCCUCCACCUCACUGAACUUUCACCUGAUGGACUACCAUCUGGCUAUCUUCAUCACUGUGAUGUUGGCCAGAAGACUCGUGUGGACCGUCGUCUCAGAGGCGUCUCAGACGAGUCCAUCAUCUGUAGUGCGGUACGUGAUUCUGAUAACGGCCCGUCUGAUCCUGCUGACGCUGUGUGGAUGGGUUUUGUGCUGGACUCUUCUGAACCUCUUUAAGAAUCACUCCGUUCUCAAUCUGCUCUUCCUGGGCUAUCCGUUUGGAGUGUACGUGCCGUUGUGCUGCUUCCACCACGAGGGUCGAGCUCAGUCCACCUCAACCGACUGCAGCUUCUCGGAGCAGGACGGGGCAGAUCCGCCUCUCCAUCGCUCCAAAGACUUCCUCACGCUAAUGCGGGAAAACCUGAGAGAACAGUUCUCUAGUCCCGCCAACGCCCCCAUCCACACCUGCCCUCACUCUCCUGAGCUCAUCCGCACCGAGGUAGAAGAGCUGAAGACCGACUUCAACCGGCGAAUCAAAGAAGUGCUUUUCAACUCGCUCUUCAGCGCUUACUACGUGGCCUUUCUGCCGCUGUGUUUUGUCAAGAGCACGCAGUACUACGACAUGCGCUGGUCGUGCGAGCAUCUCAUCAUGGUGUGGAUCAACGCCUUUGUGAUGCUGAUGUGUCAGCUGCUUCCCCCCAGCUACUGCGACCUGCUGCAUCGCUCGGCUGCACAUCUUGGCCGCUGGCAGAGGCUGGAACACGGUUCCUUUAGCAACGCCCCGCAGCACAUAUGGUCUGAAAGCACCAUCUGGCCGCAGGGAGUUCUGGUGCGACACAGCCGAUCUCUUUAUAAAGCCGUCGGGCCGUAUAAUGUGGCGUUACCCUCAGACAUCUCGCAUGCCAGAUUUUUUUUUCUGUUUCACAAGCCGCUCCGGAUCCUGAAUCUUCUCAUCGGCAUCGAGUCGAGUGUGGUGUUGUAUCAGCUGUAUUCAUUGCUGCGCUCCGAGCGCUGGAACCACACGCUCUCGCUGGGACUCAUUCUCAUCUGUAACUACUAUGUGCUUUUCAAACUCUUGCGGGAUCGGAUCGUGCUGGGUAAGGCGUACUCGUACCCGCUCGCUGGCGGCACCCUGGGAAUCAAGUCACAGUGAACUCUUUAUCAGAAGGGACGCGGGUAGAGACUGCGAACUUCUGUUGCUUUUGAUACGGUUCUGUUUUCAUGCUGCGUUUGUAUCUAUUUAAUGAAAUAUUUUAUUUUGUAUACUGUUACACAAAACAAAAACUCGGGCAUUAAGCUUAUGAUGCAACGUUGUAUCAGUUUCCCUCUCGUUGUUAAUGAGGGAGACGGUUUGUGUUUUGUGGGAUGUCCAAAUUCUGCCAAAGAUGAGAAAAGAAACCAGAAUGCCAAUCCCACAAGCCUCCACUGAACAAUCACGACGUGGGACUUGAUCCAGUGCAUCAUGAUGGCUGUGUUAUCUCUUCAUAAUGUCAUGUGUGUGUAUAAGGAAGUGAUGUCAGGUGGAGUCUGUGCAUAAUCCCAAAUCUCUUCUGAGUGCUUGUGGCUACAUGGGCUCUGGGCGGGGCUUGUGGGCUGUCCAGCUUGCAGUAUUUUGUUGUUUGUAAGUGACAUCCUGAAUAAAUGAGGAAAAUCA
Molecule: messenger RNA, 2250 nt
Organism: Triplophysa dalaica
Lineage: Eukaryota; Metazoa; Chordata; Actinopteri; Cypriniformes; Nemacheilidae
Gene: tmem39a
Product: transmembrane protein 39A
Exons: 9
Coding region: 295-1749 (484 amino acids)
Biological process (GO): negative regulation of autophagosome maturation; negative regulation of autophagosome assembly
Cellular component (GO): endoplasmic reticulum membrane
Source: RefSeq, a predicted model, not a curated record